Molecule: messenger RNA, 996 nt
Organism: Adineta steineri
Lineage: Eukaryota; Metazoa; Rotifera; Eurotatoria; Adinetida; Adinetidae
Source: the annotation of a GenBank genome assembly
AUGAUAACUACAAUUGAAUACUUACCGGAUGAAAUUCUUUUAAUUAUUUGUAAUUAUCUAAGUCAAUAUCAUAUUAUACAUGCUUUUUUUAAUUUAAACGAUCGUUUAAAUUCGACAAUUUCACAAUAUUAUAAUUCACUUAUUGUUGAUCAUAAUGUCUAUCGUGAACUUCUACCAAUUAUUGGAUCUUAUCUACAAUCACUUACGAUUAAAGAUAUAUCUUUAAAAUCACAUGAGAUUAGUUUCGCAUCAAAUAUUCAAGAAUUAACAUUUGAUAAACAACAUCCUCAUUCAAUUCCGUCACUUGUUAAUCUAACGGAUUUAAAUAUUAUCAAUGCACCAUCAACAAAUCUAACUGAUGUUUUAUUCUUAACAAAUAAUAAUAUUCAUUCAAUCUAUAUUUCUUCACAAACUCCUUUGACAAUUUCUACAACUAAAAUUUCAAAAAUAAAACAACUUGGUGUAACUCUCAAAUCACUUGAUGAUUGUAUUUCUUUAUUUUCAAUUUGUCCUGAACUUACAUGUCUUAAUCUACAUUUAUUAGAUUGCAGUUUUAAAAAUAUUCCGAAACAAAUCAAUGAACCAUCAAAUCUUCAAAUAUUUUCUCUACGAACAAAUUAUGAAACAAAUGUCGAUUUUAAUACAAUUAAAAAUAUAUUUCAAUAUCUUCCAUCACAAUUAGAAUAUCUCGGCAUAGAGAUUAUUACAUUAGAUCGUGAAUGUGUCAAUGGUCAAACAUGGGAAAAUUAUUUACAAGAAAAAUUUCCAAAUUUAAUACGUCUUGAUUUUUUCAUUUAUCUAAGACCAGAAUUACCAACUAACACGGAAACAAGACGAUUACCAUCUAUUCUGAAAACUUUUCAAAAUGAUUAUUGGUCAUCAAUUACUCCACAACAUAUAACUGGAUAUUAUGAUCGAUCCUAUCAAGGUGAAUCAAUAAGUAUUCAUACUGAACCAGCUCCGAUAGUCAGACGACGACGUUAUUUUUUAAAUUAA